AAAAAAAAAUCUGGUGAGCAGUUUCCGGUGAAGUUAACGCGUACGCUUGGACGGAGAGUCUCCGGCUUGGUCGUUUGUCGUAUUUGAGGUGUAGCCUGACCUGAGCCAGUGCUUCAGUGCUGCUGUAUUCCUGAUAUCAAUUUCUUCAAUACAUUUGAAGUAAGGGGUGACUCGUGCUGAAGAUGACUAAGAAGCGAAGGAAUAAUGGACGUGCCAAGAAGGGCCGUGGCCAUGUCCAGCCCAUCAGAUGCACAAACUGCGCCCGCUGCGUCCCCAAAGACAAAGCCAUUAAGAAGUUUGUCAUCCGCAACAUCGUGGAAGCUGCUGCAGUUCGAGAUAUUUCGGAGGCCAGUGUUUUUGAUGCAUACGUGCUCCCCAAGCUGUACGUGAAAUUACAUUACUGCGUCAGCUGUGCCAUCCAUAGCAAAGUGGUAAGAAAUCGUUCACGAGAGGCCAGGAAGGACCGAACUCCUCCUCCACGUUUCAGGCCAGGCGCCAACCUCCCACGUGGACCUCCUCCCAAGCCUAUGUAAACACUAGCGGAUUGUUUAAUUUGAUUUGAAUAAUAAAAUUGUCAAACCGCUUUAAAAA
Messenger RNA from Carcharodon carcharias (great white shark), 591 nucleotides. RefSeq names its product 40S ribosomal protein S26. The record is from RefSeq and is a predicted model, not a curated record. Gene Ontology annotation, molecular function: structural constituent of ribosome; mRNA binding. The transcript is spliced from 3 exons. Lineage: Eukaryota; Metazoa; Chordata; Chondrichthyes; Lamniformes; Lamnidae. Gene Ontology annotation, cellular component: ribosome; cytosolic small ribosomal subunit. Gene Ontology annotation, biological process: translation. The coding region runs from base 183 to 533 and encodes 116 amino acids.